Messenger RNA from Pelobates cultripes (western spadefoot toad), 495 nucleotides. Lineage: Eukaryota; Metazoa; Chordata; Amphibia; Anura; Pelobatidae. The record is from the annotation of a GenBank genome assembly.
AUGAAAAUAAGAGGCAUCCCCGAUGAUAUCCUGGUCCCCAAACGGCGAAGAGCUCCAGCCUCAGCCUCAAGAGAUAUUGUGGUGAAAUUCCGCACUGGCACUGAUAAGGCGGCGAUCCUCGCAACCCUCAAAGGAAAAACACCAUAUGCUUUUGAAAAUACAGCCCUAACCUUCAAUGCUGACCAUUCCGGGGACCCCCUAAAAUGGAGGUGGUCCCUCAAACCAUUCACGGCGCUUUUGAGGAAGAGCGGCAUAGAAUACAUACGGCAUCCAGCCACCCACCAAGGGCUCUGCAAGUCCAACUUGACCUACAAAGUAACAGAUCUGCAGGGAGCGGAGGCGCUCCUAUUAACACUCGCCCUGCUAGAGGACUCCCUAACUCCUUCAAGGCAUCCAGAAAACUCCACCAUGGCCCACCUCUGGGACCCAGAAAGGAUUACACCGUUUGUGCCACAAGGAAGAAAAACAGAGGUUUACGUGGCAACCACAUCCUGA